CUGGUUCAACUUCAAGCUCAAGGCAUCAGCAUUGCACUCACUGGUCACUGCUCCAUCGAAUAUGGGAAGACUUUGUGCGGUCAGAAACUGCGGUAAAAUCUCUCCACAAAGGAGUUGUCAUCGGCUUCCUUUCCACAACCCUGAACUACUAAAGUUGUGGCUUUCAUUCCUCGGGUUUGACACAAACACCCCUGUAGAUGUUCUUCGAGAAGCUGACCAUCGUGUUUGUGCCAUGCACUUUCGGCACGAGGACUAUGUUCAAUCUACACGUUCUGGAAGAAAGUCUCCAACUAAACUCUAUCUGAUAAGGACAGCUGUACCGACGCUUAGUGGACCAAUGCUAGACGAAGAAGACCUUUGGGCUGUUGGUGGUGUAGAACCCCUUGUUUUCAAAGCUCCUGCAAAAGACCGGCCUUCUACCUCCGGCAUGUCCUUGGUCCUCACCAGCCCACAGCAACGGCUUCAGCAAUCCACCAAAUCCCCAAGGAAGUCUUUAUCUGGCAGUUACCUUGCUUUCCCUGUGAUCAGGGAGAGGCUGUCACUAUCUGGUAAGGUGAGUGAUGUCCGACAGAACCUACCAGAAGCACAGAAUGCUUCCCCUCAGGAAACCUCUACUGCUGAAGAGCCUACGACAGAUUUAAGACAUGUUCUCCCUUCAGAGCCCACGCUACAACAAUGUGACGACUCCCUUGGCGAGGUUAUGGACUUCCUUUCACUCCCUGCAAAAAACACCGGAAAACCCAGGGAGAAAUCAAGAGAUACCCAGAGAGAGUCCACCACUGUACAAGGCAGGAACAGCCUAAUUGCGGAUGUUGUUGUGAAGCUUGCUUGCCUGAUAGAGCUGUUUGAGAAGUGCUUAGGGUGCUGCAGUGAUGCCUGCAGUAUCACUACAGAACGCAAGGGACUUGCCUUCCAUGUGGUGCAGCAGUGCUGGAGCUGUGGCAAGACCAGGAACUGGGCGAGCCAUCCUCCAGACCACCAGCCACCUGACCCAACAGUCUCUCAAGAAACACCUCAAGAGUCAGAGCCCUUACCCGAAGACGUGGAGGAGGAGGAGGAUGAAGAGGAAGAUGUGGAGGAGGAGGAUGAAGAGGAGGAAGAUGAGAAGGAGAAACGGAAGUCAAAGAGGAAAAGGAAGGACAGUGAUGAAGAGUGGGAUCCAAGUUCUGAAGAGUUCAUGGAGACGAGCAGCGAGGAUUCUGAAGGUGUUGAUGAAGGGGAGGAGCAUAUUCUCCAGGUUGCGUGGUGCUGUGACUGUGGAGAGGAGGCCAGUGCCCGCUGCUUCAAGCAGAAACACCUGCAGCUCUACUGCUGUGUUAAGUGUGGCUACAAGGUCGGUGACCAGGAGCUGGACUGCACAGACGACCAACAAACCCAACACACCAUCAGCCCAGAGGCCCCUACUGCUGCAGACCAAGAGAGCUCUUGUGAUAUUAGCCAAGCAGCUGACCACGCAUGCAGCCCAGACGCCAACAGCAGUAACAACCAAACUGCUUCCAGUGAUCGUCUUGAAGAUUCAAAUAGCAUUAGCAAUCAAGGGGUCAUAAACUGUGAUGAGCUGCAUAAAACCAGAAAUGGCAACCAAGGGUCAAUUAGCAAAGGGUUAAUCAGCAGCAGCAGCCACAGAGUCUGUAGCGAUCCAAAACAGGGUUCUGUGAGCAGCAGCGACCACAGAGGUACCAGAAAUGAAAGCCCAGAAGACACCAGCAGUAGAAAUCAGGGCGGUAACACUGCGUCUGAAGUCGAGUCGUCUAACAGCUGCCACCAGGAAACUAGUGCAGCAAAUGAGGAGAGACGACACCCUCCAAAAUAUGCCGUCUACUUCAGUGAUCUGUACAGCCUGCAGACCCAUGUGGAAUACUCUCAUGGCUCUAAACGUGAGCUCUGUCCAGACUGUGGAAAGUUUAUCGACAGGCACGACGGCCGAACUUCGCACGUCUGUGAUCACAAAGUGAGGCUGUUCUCGUGUCUGACUUGUGGCAAGCGCUGCGUCAAUGAGGUAGGCCUCCGUAGACACAGUUAUAUGCACACCGAAGACUAUGUGCUUCCCUGUCAAUGCUGCUACAAGAAGUUCAGGUUCCAGAAAGACAAGCAGGAGCACGAGGAGACCCACAAGGGGGAGAGCUUGAAGUACCGCUGCUCCGAGUGCCCCAAACGGUUUGCAAAUCGCUCCAGUCGAAACGCUCACAGGAAGACCCACUGGAAACAUGGUAGGUUUUUCUGUAAUGUUUGUAACAAGGGCUUCCCCGAUCCCCAUCACCUCAAGAGACAUGAGUUGGUCCAUACGGGAGUGAAGCCCUACAGCUGUAAGCUAUGCAACUGUUCCUUCAACCAACCAGGCCAUCUCAAGUCCCACAUGCGCCUCCACACAGGGGAGAGACCCUUCAAGUGCCAGGACUGUGGGCAGUGCUUCAACCACAACGUCAGCCUCAAGAACCACAUCCAGCGCAAACAUGGACCAGUAGCUGAGGGGGAUUAGGUUGCGGCAAGGAGAUGAGAACCUAUGUUCCGGAAAGUUUUCACAGGCUACCUCUACACGAGUCAACUUGGAAGCAGUGGCUUGUUGUUUUGCAAGUCGAUGUAGAGACCCCUAUCCAUAUACUAAAA
Molecule: messenger RNA, 2607 nt
Organism: Alosa alosa (allis shad)
Lineage: Eukaryota; Metazoa; Chordata; Actinopteri; Clupeiformes; Clupeidae
Product: zinc finger protein 84-like
Exons: 8
Coding region: 62-2479 (805 amino acids)
Source: RefSeq, a predicted model, not a curated record